AUGGGUGCCACUCUUGAACCGACACCUUCUCCGACGUCUAAAUUGCUCACCUUGCCUACAAUCUUAACCAUUUGCCGGGUUGCAGCCAUCCCGCUCCUCGUAAGCACCUUUUAUGUUGAUAGAUGGUGGGGACCGACGGUGACUACUGCGAUAUUUGUUUCUGCGGCAAUUACAGAUUGGCUUGAUGGUUAUCUUGCUAGAAAGAUGAAACUAGGAACUCCAUUUGGUGCAUUUUUGGAUCCAGUGGCUGAUAAGCUUAUGGUUGCUGCCACCCUCAUCUUGCUGUGUACCAAAUCGUUGGAAGCCGGGAUAUUUGGACAAGCACCGUGGUUACUGACCGUGCCUGCAAUUGCUAUAAUCGGUAGAGAGAUAACUAUGUCUGCAGUCAGGGAAUGGGCUGCUUCUCAGGACAAAAAGCUUUUAGAGGCUGUUGCUGUAAAUAAUUUGGGAAAGUGGAAAACAGCCACUCAGAUGACUUCAUUAACCAUCAUUCUAGCUGCCAGAGAUAGCAGUCUUGUAGGGACGGGAUCUCUUGUAGCUUUUGGGGUCAUACUACUAUAUAUUUCAGCAUGGCUCGCCGUGUGGUCAUUAUUCGUUUAUAUGAGAAAGAUAUGGAAAGUAUUGCUGAGAUAG
This is a messenger RNA of Fraxinus pennsylvanica, 633 nucleotides long. The record is from the annotation of a GenBank genome assembly. Lineage: Eukaryota; Viridiplantae; Streptophyta; Magnoliopsida; Lamiales; Oleaceae.